Messenger RNA from Helianthus annuus (common sunflower), 609 nucleotides. RefSeq lists its product as uncharacterized. The transcript has a single exon. Bases 1 to 609 code for a protein of 202 amino acids. Lineage: Eukaryota; Viridiplantae; Streptophyta; Magnoliopsida; Asterales; Asteraceae. The record is from RefSeq and is a predicted model, not a curated record.
AUGUUGGUUUAUGUCGAUGAUAUCAUACUCACGGGAAAUGACUCGGCUGCUAUUGACACUAUCGUACGUCGUCUAAGUCAUACCUUUGCUCUACAAGAUUUGGGAAAAUUGUCCUACUUUUUGGGUAUUGAGAUUGUUUACUGUGACAGGGAUAUUGUUUUGUCUCAGAAGAAAUAUAUACUAGACUUGCUUCACCGGGCCAACAUGUCUCUUGCUAAACCGGUUCCAUCUCCCAUGACCACCUCGUCUAAUCUGUCUAUUAGUGACGGUCCUCCCCAUGACAACCCAGUUGAAUAUCGCCAAAUGGUUGGGGCACUACAGUAUGUUACAUUGUCUAGACCUGACCUUGCCUUUGCAGUCAACAAAGUCUGCCAAUUCAUGCAGGCUCCUACAACUAAUCACUGGUCAGCGGUUAAACGAAUAUUACGGUAUCUUCAGGGCACAAUCAAUCAUGGUCUUCUCUUCCGUCAUGAUUCGGGUUCGUUACUUCAUGCUUAUACGGAUACUCAACUCACUGCCUUCUCUGACGCAGAUUGGGCUGGUUGCCCGGAUGACCGUCGAUCCACCGGCGGAUUUGCUAUAUAUCUAGGCAGGAAUCUUGUCUCUUAG